AGAGCUCAGAGGAGAGCUCAAAGGAAAAAGGAACUCCAGACGUGGCUGCAAGGAAAGCUAAAGCCAAGGUGGGGCUUGUCCACAGGACCCUCUGGGCUUCAGGCUAGUUGUAUUCUACUGCAGCUUCAGCCCCUGAAAUCAGCAUGGCAGUUCAGGGCUCCCCGCUGGCUCUUGCCAAGUAUGACUCAGAAAAGAAGCACCUGCAAUGAACCAGCUACAAAUUUUCCUCGGGAUUCCGUAAAUUUAACAGUAGCCCAAUGCCAGUGUCACUGUCCGCCGGGUCGGGGGUGCUGAAAUUCGGAUGAUGUCUAGCAGGAGUUCGCAGGGAUGCUGCUGCUGGUCCCAUUUCAACAAGGACAAUGGCAGAUUCCUCCUCUUAGCGGUCCUGAUCGCAGUUUACCUGGCAGCUGGAGCUACAGUGUUCUCAGCCCUCGAGAGGCCGUCCGAAGUCGAGGCUCAGCAUCGCUGGAGCAGGACACUCCAAAACUUCAGCCAAAUAUUCAACAUCAGUAUGCCUGAGCUAAGGGACUUCCUGCGGAGUUAUGAAGCAGCCAUGGCCGCGGGCAUCCGGGCAGAUGCACUAAGACCACGAUGGGACUUCACUGGGGCUUUCUAUUUUGUGGGGACAGUAGUGUCAACUAUAGGUUUUGGAAUGACCACACCCGCAACAGUGGCUGGAAAAGUGUUCCUCAUAAUUUAUGGCCUAUUCGGGUGUGCUGGGACUAUCCUUUUCUUCAAUCUGUUCCUGGAGCGUAUUAUCUCUCUCCUGGCUUUUAUUAUGAAGGCUUGUCAUGAGCGGCAGCUGCGAAGAAGUGGUCUUCUACCCCCUAACUUUCGAAGGGGAUCAGCUAUCUCUGAAGUGGACAGCCUUGCUGGAUGGAAACCAUCCGUUUAUCAUGUGAUGCUGAUUCUGGGAAUUUUUGCCUUUACACUGGCUUGCUGUGCCUCAGCAAUGUACACAGCAGUGGAAGGAUGGAACUACAUUGACUCCUUAUACUAUUGUUUUGUCACGUUCAGCACCAUUGGCUUUGGAGAUUUGGUAAGCAGUCAAAAUGCAGUGUACCAAAAUCAGGGAUUAUACAGAUUUGGAAACUUCAUGUUUAUAUUAAUGGGUGUAUCUUGCAUAUACUCCCUUUUUAAUGUCAUAUCAAUUGUAAUCAAGCAAGUUUUAAACUGGCUGUUGAAAAAGUUUGGAUGCAGGUGUUGCUCAAAGUGCCAUAAAUCAAGUGCCCGCCUUGGUCGUCGCAAUGCCAUCACCCCAGGAAGUCGCUUCCGUAGGCAUAACAUCUCUGUGGAAACUGAUGGACAGUAUGACAGUGACACAGAGGGGAGGAGGCUUUCUGGUGAAAUGAUUUCAAUGAAGGAGCUCACAGCAUCAAACAAAGUCUCUCUGGCCAUUUUGCAAAAGCAGCUUUCCGAGAUGGCCAAUGGGUACCCUAGAAAUGUCAGUAUGAACAGCAGACAAAAUGGCUUCUCUGCAGGCAUUGGUGCACUAGCUAUCAUGAACAAUAGGUUGGUAGAAACAAGUGAUUCUAGGUAGAGUUUUUGACAGUCUCUUCUAUAAGAUAAUGACGUUUUCUUAUUCUUUAUUUAAUAAAA
Molecule: messenger RNA, 1599 nt
Organism: Gopherus flavomarginatus (Mexican gopher tortoise)
Lineage: Eukaryota; Metazoa; Chordata; Testudines; Testudinidae
Gene: KCNK12
Product: potassium two pore domain channel subfamily K member 12
Exons: 2
Coding region: 302-1540 (412 amino acids)
Biological process (GO): stabilization of membrane potential; potassium ion transmembrane transport
Cellular component (GO): membrane
Molecular function (GO): potassium ion leak channel activity
Source: RefSeq, a predicted model, not a curated record